AUGGACCCCACUGCUCCCGUGGCCGCUGCCACCCCAGCCCCGACCCUGGCCGCGGCUCCAGCCCCAGUGCAGGACCCCCUGGCACUCCUCGGCCUGGGAAGCCCAUCGCCCCUUCUCUCCUCUGGGCAAGAAGUAGAUGGGAGUGAAAGAGGAGCUUGUCUUUGGAGGCCCUGGCUGACCUCUACAAACGACCUCCCAAGGCAGGUGAGGAAAUCGGUGGGUUUGGCCACUGGUGGGGCAACAGGUGCCAAGGUCACCAAGGCUGACUCCGAGUUCCAUCACCCCGUCAGGCUCUUCUGGCCUAAAUCCCGCUCCUUUGACUACCUGUACAGUGAUGGGGAGAUUUUACUACAGAACUUCCCUGUUCAGGCGACCAUCAACCUCUAUGAGGACUCAGACAGUGAAAAAGAGGAAGAAGAGGAGGAAGAGGAGGACAAAGAAGAUGAGGCAGAUGAAAAGGGGCCAGAAGGGGGUGUGAAGGUACCAGGGUCAGCUCCACAGAUGGCCACGGCUCCUCCUCCUUUCCUGCCCCAGACCUGUCCCAUCUGAGCCGGUGAGAGUCUGACUGGGGUUCAGCAUGCCUAGCAAGGCUCCAGGGCAUCAAUUAGCCAGGAAUCUCCAGGCACGGGUCUCUGGAUUGAAAGUUGGGUCCCCAGGUCACGAGCUCACCUGGGCUAUACCCAACUGGCCUGUGAGCCCGGGGCCUCCAGCAACUCAUUGGGUUGCUGUUAUGUUGACAGUGAGAGGGUCCUAGGAACUCUAGGGGAAGGAAGACUUGCUUUAUGAAGCCUCCAGGAAGCAGAUCAAGACAGGGCAUGUGCAUGAGGAGGGGAACUGUCACUCCUCAGGGCUCUUUGACUCCCCAGCCUUGCAGGUGGUCACCCAGUCCUGUCUCCCAGUGGAAUGCCUGACUUUUGGCUUCACCUCCAGGGAUACAAUACCAACACCUGACCCAGGCACAGCUGGGGUGCCUUUCUGAUGGACCUGGCAGGAAGGGAAGGGGCCAUCUAGAGAAUCAGCUUGCUUUGGGGACCUCCCCCUUCUUGCCUGUUAUCUACUGGGGUCUGUGUGUUGGCAUGAGAUGAAUCAGGAGAAAAAUA
Camelus dromedarius (Arabian camel) is the source of this 1100-nucleotide messenger RNA. RefSeq names its product ripply transcriptional repressor 1 (gene RIPPLY1). NCBI's taxonomy places the organism in Eukaryota, Metazoa, Chordata, Mammalia, Artiodactyla, Camelidae. The coding region runs from base 1 to 549 and encodes 182 amino acids. Gene Ontology annotation, cellular component: nucleus. The record is from RefSeq and is a predicted model, not a curated record. Gene Ontology annotation, biological process: negative regulation of transcription by RNA polymerase II; embryonic pattern specification. The transcript is spliced from 4 exons.